Molecule: messenger RNA, 1256 nt
Organism: Gaeumannomyces tritici R3-111a-1
Lineage: Eukaryota; Fungi; Ascomycota; Sordariomycetes; Magnaporthales; Magnaporthaceae
Exons: 2
Coding region: 155-964 (269 amino acids)
Source: RefSeq, a predicted model, not a curated record
CAGGAACCUAACACUGCCGGCGACCUACGCCCAGAGGUCUAAAUACACUGCAAGCAGGCGGAAAAGUCGUGUUGUGCUCCUUCAGAAACCUCCUACGGCAGAAACCUCCUACGUUCAUCUUCUUUUGCUGACACCAGUACAUGGCCUAGCCCAGAUGGCAGGCGCCGAGGUCAUCCAAGCGGCGUCUGGGCUCGCCGGCCUUUUCAACACAGCCAUAACGUGGUUCGACUACAUCCUCGUUGCCAAGCAGGCGGCUCCACGGCUGCAGUCGCUGCUGGUAAAGCUCGACAAUGCGCAGCUGAGGCUGACGCGCUGGGGCAAAGCGGUCGGAAUCGCAGGCCCGGGAGUUGAAGACGAAGACUCGAUGAAAGGCUCCGGCUCGUUCGAGCUCGACGACGAGCAGGAGCAGCAGGCGAUCCAGACAUUCCUGGCGGUAGCAGACCUUUUCAAAGAGUGCCAGAAGCUCUGCGACAGCGAGCGCAAUAGCAAGAGCGAAGACGAGCCCACACAGAACGAGAUUCGCCCAUUCGACCCGGCCAGCGAGCGGUGGAACCCCAUGCACCGCUACCUCCAUGUGAAAAUGCAGGGCAUCGUCAACGGCCGCAAAAACAAGGUUUCAGUCGCGCAGCGUAUCAAGUUUGCCUUUUACCAGAAGAAGCACCUCGAGCAUUUUAUCAAAGACAUUAACGGCCAUAUCGACAACCUGUACAGCAUCUAUGACCCACCCGCGGACAAGCAGGGGGAGCUCGGCAAGGCUGAACUAGUGGAGAUCCUUGAGAUUGUGAAGGAGUUGGGCGCCGCUUCCGACCAUGAUUCCGUCAUCCGCUCUGCCGUGCAGAAUAUCCUUAAACAAGAGAACAACGAUACGACCUAUAACAUAAGGGGGGGCACUACACAAAACAUAGGAAACCACCAGAGCGGCCAGUAUACAAUGCAUGUUGGGCUGGCUCGGAAUAGCAAAUGACGUUAGGUGGUCGGUGACUGCGAGUACAUGCCACUGCCCUGGCGGGCGUAGGCAACGUGGAACCGGACCAGUGAUACCUGGCUGGUCGUAUGGUGUUAUUUAGCUAGGGUAUUUAGCUACGGGGAAUUUGAACGUCAGCAUCGCCGGGUUUGAUCCCUUGGCUGCGACCAAGUUCUAUAGAGGUUUUUUUUCUCCCCGGGGAUUUGUUUUGGCAGAGUCAUGCAGCCCGUGCGUGAAAAGAUGUAAAUACCUCGUAGGGGAUCAAAUUUUUAAAGGGCGCAGGCAAGUCGCG